Molecule: messenger RNA, 1953 nt
Organism: Trypanosoma rangeli
Lineage: Eukaryota; Euglenozoa; Kinetoplastea; Trypanosomatida; Trypanosomatidae
Product: cAMP-specific phosphodiesterase
Exons: 1
Coding region: 1-1953 (650 amino acids)
Biological process (GO): signal transduction
Molecular function (GO): 3',5'-cyclic-nucleotide phosphodiesterase activity
Source: RefSeq, a predicted model, not a curated record
AUGCCUCACAAAAAAAAUGGGCUGCAGCGACCGGCCCUAGGGAAACUCUCCACCGCCGUCCUCAGCGCGCACUAUGAGGAACCUGAAAAAGGCGUGCGGGAAAGAGAAGGGAGGUGUUUUGGUGACGCCCUCUUCAUGGGUCAUGCUCCUGCGCGGAGUCUUCUUUUUGCUGACGCUACGAGCCACUGCAGGGCGGAGAAGUUCAAUUUGCAGGACAAUAAUCCCGCCAACUGGGCUAGUAUUCAAACCAACCUGAAGCGUGACGUCCCGCUCCUGCAAGACCCCACCGAAACCUUUGGACAAAUGAACAGGGUCAUGCAUCAGACACUGAAAUAUGUGAAGGAAGUGGAAAGCAUCGAUUUUAGCAGCCGUGACGUGACCGAUUUCAACGGGGAGUUGAUGAAGGACCCAAGAAGAGUCUUUCUUUCAGUGUGUACUAGCGUGCUUGCAAACUUUUCCUUCAGCAGUCAGAUGGAUGUGGAGAAGCUCCUGAGCUUCCUCUCCUCUCUCUUUGAGGGUUAUGCUACAGAUAAUGCCUAUCACAACGCCCUCCACGCCGCCGACUCUGUGCAAAUGCUUUACCUCAUCCUGCGAGAAAAACCGGCGACGCUGAUCUUCACCGACAACGAAGUAAUUGUGGCUUUUUUGGCCACACUGUCUCUGAGCUUUGUGCACCCGGGGGUAUCAAACGUUUUUUUGGCCCGCAUUGAUCACCCCCUCGUUUGGGUGUAUGGGGACAUAACUACCCAGCAGUCGGCGAGUCUCACGGCGUUUCUCUACCAUUUAAACCGUGAGGAAAAUUGCUUUAUUAAGCUCUUUGCAAAUAGUGGCACUCAACCCUUUUCUCAGUUUUUGAGAGAGUUACUGUUUGAGACUGUACUGAUCACAGCCCCGCGUUUACGUGACUUGCUGCUGCACGGUCUUGAAAAGAUAGCAGCCGCAAAUGUGGUGGAACUAGAGGAUGUACCGCUGCUCUUGUCAGCUAUAAUUAUUCUGGCAGAUAACGCCUUGACUUUGCGCCCACACGCGCAGUUUUUUAAUUUAGCCGGUUGCAUGGUUACCGAGUGGCUCCGCGAAGCCUAUGAAGAGGAGCAGCGAGGGAUGGACCCCAUAAUCCCGAAUCUUCGCAAUCAGGCCCUCGACAAUGGAUUGGAAAUGGUGGUAGACUACUGCAAGGCCUGGUUGGUGCCUUUGAUCACCGCCAUUCGCGCCCUGGUGCCCCAAGACCUCUACGACAACAUGAUAGGAAACACAGAGGCAGCCACCAUGAGUGAUGUGACGGAGUUUGGGGGGCACCUGGUCUCGUGCAACGAGCGCUGGAAUGACGGCAGCGUGCCUGUUAUUGAUAUCAUCCGUCGGGUAACGAUGCAUGCCACGAGUUUGGAUCGCAAGGCCUCAAAGCGAGCCAUCCUUAAUGCAUCCGCCAACCGGACGGUCUCGAGGUUCCUGUCUCCCCUAUCUUUAUCCUUGUCUCCUAGCGAGGUCAGGACGUUUCCCGACCUCGCGAAGCGAAAGCCGAGUCAUCAAACGAGUCGGUGCGAGCACUACUUUUCCUUUCUUCGGCUUUAUGAUACCUAUGAAAAAGAGGGCCGUCCUGCCUCAGAGUUUGCGGCACAGUUGGUUUUUCUGGCACUACAACUAAAUCGUGAAUACAUUGGUAGCCACACACACGAGGGUGUGGAGGUGUGUUCUAAGAAGGACUGUGAGGAGAUUGCGAAGCUCAUUAUGGAAAAAGAAGAGGCGCCAACAACGGCGGAAGUGAUAGCCUCUCCUCUGCGGGACGGACGGCAGACGGAUGGUUUUAUCUUGCGCUUGAUGGAAAUGUAUGCCGAACGAGACAGAGACCGGGAUAGAAAUGAAGUCCCUACCUCUAAUUUCACCUUGGGACUGAGGCGUACGCUGAACUGUUGCAACCCUGUCUACGGGGGAAAUCAUACUGGAAAAAAACCCUAA